ACAGAUUAAAUUCAGACUGUUUUCACGCGUUUUCCGCAAGUGCGUGAAUACUCAGAUUCGAAUUUGACCAUGAGACACAUAUAAAAAUGUAAAUGGAUCAAAAUUAAAACUUUUCGGUGAAUCUCAUGCUAAAGAAGUUGUGAGAAAUGGUAUUUGCUUAUUUUAAAGAUUUUUGUAAAUUGUUUUUAUAAAUUUAUGCGAUUUCUUUUACAAAAGGGAAAUUUUCAACCUUGGAGUUAGGGUUAACCACCCGAAAAAAUAAUGAAAUAAUUUUUUUUCUCAAUAAUUGUUUCUUUAAAGAAACAUGGCAACAACCUUAAGAAUGCAAAUGAAGAAUAGCUGUGAGUAUUUACGCGCUUUAGGAUAAUUCUUAAAUAAAUUAUUAACAUAUAUUUUGCUUGUGUAUUAUCUUGUAAAGUCUAUGCAUUUUAUGGUAACUGUCUUUAAUGCUAAAGUUGAGCAACAUAUGCAGGUUAUGAUCUAAGAAGCUACUAAUUUUAUGGUGAACUUUGAGGUAUAGAGGUAUACGAAAAACUUUAUUUAAGGUAAAUAAUUUUAUUUGGUCAAAGUGCUGCCUUCUUAUCCACAAAAGAGAACAAUGCAUCCUCGACCUUUAGUAGCACUUUUAGAUGGCAGAGACUGUUCUGUUGAAAUGCCAAUUUUAAAAGAUGUUGCUACUGUAGCAUUUUGUGAUGCACAAUCUACUCAAGAAAUUCAUGAAAAAGUCUUAAAUGAAGCAGUUGGUGCCCUUAUGUGGCACACUAUAACACUUACAAAGGAAGAUUUAGAUAAAUUUAAAGCAUUAAGAAUCAUUGUGCGCAUUGGUUCUGGUGUUGAUAAUAUUGACAUAAAAGCUGCUGGAGAGUUAGGUAUUGCAGUUUGUAAUGUUCCUGGUUAUGGAGUUGAAGAAGUUGCUGACACUACAUUAUGCCUCAUUCUAAAUUUGUACCGUCGUACAUAUUGGCUAGCCAAUAUGGUGAGAGAAGGAAAGAAAUUUCAAGGCCCAGAACAAGUCCGAGAAGCAGCUCAGGGGUGUGCAAGAAUUCGUGGAGACACACUUGGCAUCGUAGGAUUGGGUAGAGUUGGAACCGCUGUGGCAUUACGUGCUAAAGCAUUUGGCUUCAAUGUGAUAUUCUACGAUCCAUAUCUUCCUGAUGGCAUUGAAAAAUCUCUAGGUCUUACUAGAGUUUACACAUUGCAAGAUUUGCUUUUCCAGAGUGAUUGCGUUUCUUUGCAUUGUACCUUAAAUGAGCAUAAUCACCAUGUUUUCAAUGAUUUUACCAUCAAGCAAAUGCGCCCUGGUGCAUUUCUAGUGAACACAGCUCGUGGUGGCUUGGUGGAUGAGAGUGCUCUUGCUUCAGCUUUAAAAGAUGGUCGAAUUCGAGCAGCUGCCUUAGAUGUCCACGAGAAUGAGCCAUACAACGCCUUAGCAGGUCCACUGAAGGAUGCACCAAACCUCAUUUGUACACCACAUGCUGCAUGGUACAGUGAUGCUAGCUCUACUGAAUUACGAGAAAUGGCUGCGAGUGAAAUAAGAAGAGCGAUUGUUGGGCGUAUACCAGACUCACUGCGUAAUUGUGUCAAUAAGGAAUUUUUUGUUAAUAGUGGAUAUGGUGAAAGCAUUAAUGGAGCUAGAGGAUAUAAUUACAACCCUAAAGGUGUACCUCAUUCCACCACUUUGGAACCUCUAUCAACUCCUCCAGCCAUCCCAGCACCUCAUUCUCAACCCCAUUCUACUCUUCAAGAUGCUCCCAAUCAUAUGGCCCCCAAACCCGAGAGCUCUGAAGUUCAUUAAAUGACUCUGCCUCCUUUUUUGCCGUGCCACGAAGUUACAUCCCACCUGUAUCUGUGCAGCAAUCAGGGCUAUUAAGUAUCUAGACUUUUGCAGCAGUCCUCAGGAGAGAUUGAUCCAUUCAUGUAGUCUGAACUGGAGAAGUUUACCUUUGGCAUCCAGAAAUUGUGAUUUUUUGACAAAUAAUAAUUAUUGAAGAGUGGAUACCUUCUCAGUGUGUCACCAGAUGGAUUUUAAAUAUAUAUUUGUUAUAAAAAGAUAGAACAAAAAAAAUACAUUUAAAAAAAAAUUAAAAUUCAUUGAAUAUGGUGUUAUUUGUUCUCUUCUCCUCACUAUUUCCCUUCUACCCUAUUUGAAUAUAAUUCCACAGUAAAAAUGGAAGUUAUGCACUGUAUUCCGGCCACAUCUCUAUCCAGUCAUCUACAACAGUCUAAUGAAAUCUGUUCAAAGAUUGUAUUGAUGUGCAAAAAGUAUGUUAUACUGUGUCAAGCAGUUACAAUCCAGUUUUAAGUAGCUUCAUCAGGCAAGCUAGUGAACUUUUAUUUCUCAUGUGACGCUAAAUCUACGAUUCUUAGUGCACGAAAAGAUAUAACAAAAUAUAAAAAAAUGUAUGGCUUAAGUAAACUGCUGAAUAACUAUUCUGCCCAUCACUACAGCCUUAUUAUAUCAGGGAAAGUAAACUUUAGAAAGUUUCUUCUUUCAUCUAGCUUCACAACAAUAUUAUAAAAAGUUCAGAUCCAUAUGUGUUGUAAAUUGUGUAAUGAAAAUUCAUAUUUCUCAGGCAGUGGUCUGUUUUUAUGAGCAGGUUAAUAGCUGUGUAUGUUCUGAAGUAAAUGUCUCAAAAUUUGUGUUAUAUUUUGUAGAAACUGUGGUUAGACAAGCUACCAAUCAAAAAGUUUCGUCCCAGCCAAAGUGUUUUUAAAUAUUAUUUGAUCUUCUUUCAUUGGCUCUGAACAUAUCACCAUAAAAUCAUUAUCAUAUGCAGGUUUGUGAAUUUAAAUGAAACAAAAAUCCUGGUGUACUUUUAGGUUAAAAUAGAAUUGUGCAUCGUUUGUGCCAUGCUUUAAAAGGGAUGUGGGAUAAUUAAAAUCUAGAGGAAGAGCAAGUACUGCUGUAGUUUUUUUAGGUGUGAAUAUUUUCAUAAAAUUUUGCUUUUUAGCUUCAAAAAAAUAUUUCAUCCAACGAGUUUGUAUAUGUCUGCUUGAUAUAGUUUUUGCUUCUUUUUUUUUCAACGUGUCCAUAACAUUGUUUAUGUAAAAAAUGCAAGAUUUUAUGAUCAAAAUAAUUCUUUUUGUAACAUAGAAGAGGAAAAAAUGGCUCGAUGUUCACAAUAUCCAAUUUUAUGGGGCAAAAAUGCUUUUUGACCUUUUUUCUCCCCUAGAUGCUUUAAUCCUUAUGGAUUGUCAUUGUGGUAUGUAAUGCUAAUGGCUGUUGGAAAGAUUUUCGCCAGUUUUUUUAUUUGCGAAAAAAGGAUGCAGAUGUAUUAUGAAUUCUUGAGUUCUUACUUUGCCCAUGUGUGUUAUGAAUGACUUUAAGCAUGAAAAUUGUUCAUUUCUUACUACAUUUGCAAUAUCUUUGAAGGGAGUAUUUCUUUUUGUAUAUUUUUUUAAUUCUGUAAUUGAAUUAUAACUUGAAGGGUAUGGGUCAAUCUCGAUGAUCCGAGAAAUUGAAAAAAAUUAAGAAGUAAGAAAUGAAAGAAUUCUGCUUGCAAUAUGUAGAAAAUGUUAUUUUCUUAAAAUUACAGUGUUGUUCUUUUGUUGUGGAGUUUUUCUUAAUAUUUUAAGGUAAAACAUUGAUUUUUUAGUAUGUUUUGUGUAAUGAUAUCAAAAAAAUUGUUUAAUCAAAAUCUUAUUGUUUAAGUUUUUGUAAACACAUCGAAAACAAGCUCCCUAUUUAUGUUUUGCAAUUGGAAUAUUAGUAUAGCAAGGUUGCUGUAAUAUUGUUGGGUUGGAUAUCAUAAAAAGUCUUGGUCUUUUAUUGCAAGUAACAACAGUGAUGCUUAAAGUUUGCAAAGAUACUAGGCAGUAUGCUGUUUUUAACGACUGUAGAUAAUUUGAAAUUGAUAUAUUUUACUGUGUAUGGUAGCUUUUAUUUGCGGUAGAAGGACGCAGUAUAAUUGUAAAAAGAUACAAUUAAGUGAAUGAUAAAAUUUUAAAUCUUUAUAUCUUUGCUUAUGUUAUUUGUGUGAGUUUUAAUAUUUCUUUUCUCUCUUUCUCUUAAUUCAGAUCAAGACUGUACUUAUUAAUGAUUGAGUGAGUUCUGUAACAUAGAGCAAGUGACUCUUGCUCUGAAUUGUUAAAGCUGUGAAAUUUUUGCAGUAAAUAAGGACUUCUAGUUCAAUAGGUUUUAAAUUAAGAUAAGUGUUUAUUUUUUGUGUAAGCAAUUCUUUCUUUUUUAUAUUCAAUUAAAUUAAAAAUUUAUAUAAAAUAUUCAUUUGGAAAUGGAUAAUCUGGUGAAGUUUUAAACAGACUGGUAAAAACUAGUAUGAGAAGUUCUGUACCUUUCUUAAUAUUCUUUGAGUAUUAUUAUUUAUUAAAAUUUUAAAUUGUUCUUAUAAAUAUUAUUUUUCUUAUAGAAUUAUUUGAAAUAUUGGUGACGAAUUAUGGAAUGAAGAAAUGUGUGGAAACAAAACUAGAUUGAUUAAAAAACUGCUAAAUAUUUAAAACUUGAAAGCACACUAUUGGCUCAGUGUCACAGAACUCAUCCUUUCUUAACUUUUGCGCAUUUUUUUUAAAAAAGAAAAUUUCAUUUGGUAUAUUGUUCCUCAAAUUUAAUUUUGCUUUCUUUUAUUUAGUUAAACACCAUCAUAUGAAUUCUUAUUUUCUUUGAAGUUGAAUAUAUGUUUAAUGAAGCUGUACAAAUUUAUUUGCUUUUGAGUUACUGUUUUAUUAUGAGCAGUUUAUGUACUAUUGUAUCAAAAAUUGUAGUAGCAUAAAUUGCAGUACAUAACAUGAGCUUCAUUGUAUCCAUUACCUUUGUUGUAUUAUGUCAUUGUGUCAGUGUUAAUAAAGAUCAGCAUUUCUCUGACAGAAAAAGAUAUGCAAUGCUGACCUUUUUAUAGUUAUGUGAAUUAUUUCAAGAGAUUUCUCGAGUAUAAUAAAAUUAUAGGUUAAAAUAAUAUCGUGGAUUAGUAUUUAACGUAUAAAAAAAAAAGGUUUUUUUUUUUAAAGUCUUCAUUGUUGCUCCAGAAUUAAAAAUAUUUCAAAAACUUUUUUUAGUGUGUAUGCAGCUCAAAUGGUUUUUAAUAGAUCAAAUGUGUAGCAAAGUUUGAAGCGUAUGUAACUUUAACAUUAAGAAGUAGUUAUAAAUUAUGUGUUUUUAUUCCAUUUUUUUUGUUUUGCUCUUAAUUUUGGGUUUAAAAAAUUUAUUAGCAUUUUUUCCUAUGUAAAAUUGUUAAGUGGAUGUUUAUUGUUAAACAAAUUUCAUCUUGAAAAUCGGGUCAGAAUCACUAAUAAAAGAUUUUUCUUUGCCUAAA
This is a messenger RNA of Parasteatoda tepidariorum (common house spider), 5267 nucleotides long. It is a transcript of the gene CtBP, whose product is annotated as C-terminal binding protein. Gene Ontology annotation, molecular function: oxidoreductase activity, acting on the CH-OH group of donors, NAD or NADP as acceptor; transcription coregulator binding; transcription corepressor activity. Gene Ontology annotation, cellular component: nucleus. Gene Ontology annotation, biological process: regulation of transcription by RNA polymerase II. The record is from RefSeq and is a predicted model, not a curated record. NCBI's taxonomy places the organism in Eukaryota, Metazoa, Arthropoda, Arachnida, Araneae, Theridiidae.